UCAGUUAGUCGACGACGUUCGCCUUUGUCGUGUGUGCGUCACUUUGGCAAACGGACAAGCAGCGAGCCCCAAAAAAAGCAGACGUAACGGUCGUUUAGCAGCAAAACAGCAAAUAGAAAAGCAGAGAGAAAAAAAAAGAAAGAAAGAAGAAAACUACACACACACACGCGUUUAUAGAAUAGAAAACGGUAACGCGAAUGAGCAGCAAAAAUAUAAUAAGCAAGAAAGUGUUGCCACUCUCAAAGUGUUACUACUUCUCUCAGUGCGUGCGUGCGUGUGUGUGCCGAAUCUGUGUCCGUGUGUGUGCUAGUGUAUGUGUGUGUGUGUGUGCGUGAAAAAAUAAUCAGUAAAAUGUUUAUGCAAAUGCUGCGAGAAUUAUGCGCCAAUUGCGUAAAUGCAUACAAAUUGCAAAUCUAAUUAUAUAAUAAUUAUAAUUAAACGAAGCGUAAAAGCAGCAACAACAAUUUUGGCAAGUGUCUGUCUCUCUCUGCGUGUGUGUUUGUGUGCGUGUUUGUGUGUGCUGCCCAAAAGUAGGCAACACAAAAGCAGCGUAUUUGAAUAGUAUUAGUGUGAGUGCACGUUCGCGUUUGUUUGUGUGAGUGUGUGUGGCGUGUUUUAUUUAUUGGUCAGUUGCAUUGUGUGGGUGCAACGGCAACAUUCACCCGGAAGUGAUUUGUAUAAAGCAAAAGUCGCUGAAAUUUCACACCGCACACACAUUCGACCAGCCAGCUCCCGCUCCCGCGCUCCCUCUUCAGCUCCAGUAGGCAAAGAGGGCGAGCGGAAAUUGUUGCCACUUGGCCGCAACAUUGUUGCUGUUAAGGACACACGUUUAUUGGCGAAGUUAAUGAAUGUUGCAGGCAUUUGCAUGUGCAACAAAUUGCGGCAACGCUGCAGCCUCAACAAUUGCAAUAAAACUUUGAACAAAAGUAAUUAAAAGCGUAGCGAAGUUCAUUUUUCGGGGCGCUAUGCGACAACUCAAUUGCUGAAACAACAGAAGCGGAAGUGGCAGAGUGACAGACAGACAGAGAGAGAGAAGAGCAGGAGACGAGAAGAAGGCAAAGGAGCUGCAGGACCUGCUUGUGUGAAUGGCCAGACGACAGCUGACGCUGCCUGCGAGAAACAGCUAACAGCUGACAGUGCUUAAAGGAGCACCCGAGGACACAAGCCAGCAGCCAGCAGCCACGGCCAUAAAAUGCAAAAGGAGAACAAUGUGACGGCAGAGAACUGCCAAUUCGUUGGCCCCUAUCGCCUCGAAAAAACCCUCGGCAAGGGUCAAACGGGACUUGUCAAGCUGGGCGUGCACUGUGUGAUUGGCAAGAAGGUGGCUAUUAAAAUAAUCAAUCGCGAGAAACUCAGCGAAUCGGUGCUAAUGAAGGUUGAACGUGAAAUUGCCAUCAUGAAACUAAUCGAUCAUCCGCACGUGCUCGGUCUGAGCGAUGUGUAUGAGAAUAAGAAAUAUUUGUAUCUAAUAUUGGAGCACGUAUCUGGCGGUGAACUCUUCGAUUAUCUGGUUAAAAAGGGACGCCUCACGCCCAAGGAGGCGCGCAAGUUCUUCAGGCAAAUCAUCUCAGCGUUGGAUUUCUGUCAUUCACACUCCAUAUGUCAUCGGGACUUGAAGCCCGAGAACUUGCUGCUGGACGAGAAGAAUAAUAUCAAGAUUGCGGACUUUGGAAUGGCCUCAUUGCAGCCAGCGGGCAGCAUGUUGGAGACAUCAUGCGGUUCACCACAUUACGCCUGUCCAGAGGUCAUUCGGGGUGAGAAAUACGAUGGACGGAAGGCGGAUGUGUGGUCAUGUGGUGUCAUACUGUAUGCACUGCUGGUGGGUGCGUUGCCCUUCGACGACGACAACUUGCGACAGCUGUUGGAGAAAGUCAAGCGCGGCGUCUUUCACAUACCGCAUUUUGUGCCGCCCGAUUGCCAGAGUCUGUUGCGUGGCAUGAUUGAAGUGAAUCCGGACAGGCGUCUAACGUUGGCCGAAAUAAAUCGCCAUCCAUGGGUCACGGCUGGAGGCAAAGGUGAAUUGGAGCUGGAGCUGCCCAUGAUGGAGGUGGUGCAAACACAUGUCAUACCCACAGCGAACGCUGUCGAUCCCGAUGUCCUCAAUGCCAUUUGCUCGCUGGGUUGCUUCAAGGAGAAGGACAAGCUCAUCCAGGAGUUGCUGAGUGCCAGUCACAACACCGAAAAGGUCAUUUACUUUCUGCUGCUGGAGCGCAAGCGACGUCGGCCAGCACUGGAGGAUGAUGAGGAGAUUGCACAGAAGUCACGCAGCGAACUGGACGCUGUGGAUCCGCCGCGAAAGCGUCUCGACAAGUGUCGCAUCAAUGGCACCAAUGCGCCCAGCUAUGGCCAGAUCUCCGAGGGUUCACCGCUCACGCCGCGACGACAGGCUUUCAACUUCCGCUCGUACAGCAGCACACGCAACCACCAGCGACGUUCGCCCACAACGGUGUCGUCCUCGGUGCGCAGCUCCUCAUAUCACAGCCCGACGCGCUGCAACUCACCGAUGAGCUCGGCCCAGCAGCAGGCGAACGCCAUAUCGCGACCAUCGUCACCGGCAGCGGGCACUCGUCACUCCACCUAUGGGGAUCGUGAGCGUUCGGGUUCGGUGCAUCAUCCGUCGGUCAGUCGAACGCCAUCGCACAGUUCACAGAAGAGCAUCGAAGGCGACGUUGUGGUUGUCAGAGAGCCACGCUUGGAGCGUCGCGACUCAUCGCGCCAGACGCAGGAUCGAAGUGGUGGCGGCUCCAUGCGCGAUCGGGAUCGGGAUCGUGAUCGUGAUCGUGACCGUAGCGAUCGCAGUGAUCGUGGCGAUUGUGUGGGACCACCGCCUGGCAGUCCUGGUGGCAAUUCGGGCAGCAAUUCAUCGGCUGCGUCGCCAUCGGUGCAUCACCGCGCCAACUCAGGUCCGACAAUUGCCAUUAGUAUGUUCCACGAUCCAGACUCGAAUAGUGUUGUGAAUCCUAAUGGCUCGCCAAUGAUGAAUAAUAGCAAUCCUGGCAUGCCCGGCUCACCAUGCAACACGCCUGGCGGGCAGCUCUGGAAGACGCGACUCACGAACAUCAAGAAUAGCUUUUUGGGCAGUCCACGUUUCCAUCGCAGAAAAAUGCAAGUCUCCGCCGAUGAGGUGCAUUUAACGCCGGAAUCGUCGCCAGAGUUGACCAAACGUUCCUGGUUUGGCAACUUGAUAACCACAGAAAAAGACGAAACCUUUACCAUAUUGGUCAAGGGUAAACCCAUUGCCACAGUCAAAGCGCAUUUGAUACACGCAUUUUUAUCCAUGGCUGAACUAUCGCAUAGUGUAGUUUCACCCACCUCGUUCCGUGUGGAAUACAAACGCAAUGGCAAUGGACCAGUGAUGUUUCAGCGGCAUGUCAAAUUUCAGGUUGACAUCAGCGCCAUUUGCAAACAAGGUGAUAUUGCGGAUAUGCUAUUCGCUCUAACGUUUACACUGCUAUCAGGCAACAUACGCCGUUUUCGCCGUAUUUGCGAGCACAUACAGUCGCAGGUGUGUUCGAAACGUUUUCCGGGUCCCAGCAGUCCACCAACAGUAACCUCAGUUACCCAGGCGGUCUCCGAGAGCUCCUCAUGUGGUUCGGUAUCCAGCGAACGUUUGUCCUAUAAGCGACAGGUGAUUGAGAACGAUUUGGAAAAUGAUUCGAUAUUCUCAUACAAGUCGGGUAAUGGACGUCGCGCAUCAACGACGAACAACAAUAAUGCCAAUCCCGUUGAUAUUCCAGGCAGUCCCAUUGCAGUUCGUUCAAACAGCGAGACAGCUGAACAUGAACGCAACCGUGAACUGCAGAGUGAGCGACAGGCGACAACGAUGUCCGGUAGUGCAAUCGCAUGAGAAUUAUUUCUCUGAUUUAGUUACAUUUUUCCCAAGGAUAUUUGUUUUCUACUAACAAUACAAAAUGCAACCAAAUAUUUCAACUAAGCGAACUCAAAACCAGUAACUGAAGCAGUAUUUCCCCACUUAAAAACCAAAUAAUAAAUAAAAACCAAAAAACCCAAAACAAUAAACGCGAUAAAAAAGCAAUAGUAGUGGAAUUUGCACUAAACAUUAUCAACAGAAUAAAAACAAAACAAAACACAGUUCGUAAUAUAACAAACGUAAUCUAAAACUUUUUGAAAUUUCGAAAGCUGAAUACCGAUUGAAGGAUAACUUUUGCUAGCUGCUGCAGCUUUUCACAUAUUUUGUUAUACUUAUCUAAAUCUAUAUUUCGAUAUUGUUUUUGUGAUCAUUUCUUUGAUAUAGAGUGUUCUUUUGUAUGGACAUUGUUGCCGCCGCGCCUAAAAAGCUUACAAUAUACGACUAAAUAACACCGUGUAAAAAUACAAAAAAAAAAAAACGUUUAAAUGAAAUAAAGAUGACAAACAAUGAUAAAAUAAAGGAAUACUUCAAAAUAAAAGUAAAAUUACGAAAUGAAUUCGUUUUUGCAUAUGCUCUAGCUUAAGCCACCAUGUUAUAUUAGAGUUUUUUCAUAAUCUAGUCUAGGCUUGAUAUUAGCUAUGCAAAUUAAAUGCUACUCAAGUAAACGCCAGCAAUUUGUAUAUUGUGUAAAAAAAAUGAUACAAAUAAAAAUGCACUGAACAUUGACUAAAAAUUCAAAACAUAAAUCCCUAAAAUGCAACUCGUUGCUAGAAAA
Messenger RNA from Drosophila sulfurigaster albostrigata, 4646 nucleotides. It is a transcript of the gene sff, whose product is annotated as serine/threonine-protein kinase BRSK1. Bases 1193 to 3847 code for a protein of 884 amino acids. The record is from RefSeq and is a predicted model, not a curated record. Gene Ontology annotation, molecular function: tau-protein kinase activity; protein serine/threonine kinase activity; ATP binding. Gene Ontology annotation, cellular component: cytoplasm. Gene Ontology annotation, biological process: protein phosphorylation; microtubule cytoskeleton organization; intracellular signal transduction. Lineage: Eukaryota; Metazoa; Arthropoda; Insecta; Diptera; Drosophilidae. The transcript has 16 exons.